GUGUACAUGGAUGAUGGCUCUCUAAUACUUGACCUUGAGACCCCCACCCCAUGCCCAUCAAUUAGGGCCUACACCACUCCACUACCCUAUACACCACAAACCCAAACAAACCAACCCUAACCCCGUCCCCCCCAGAAUGAACCCCACCAGCACAGACGGCAACUGCAGCGCCAACAGCGCCAACAACGCAACCUGCCUGACCUCGACCUACGGCAACUGCUGCUCGGCCAAAGGCUACUGCGGCUCGACCAGCGCCUACUGCGGCGCGGGCUGCCAGCCGGGGUACGGCAAAUGCCACGACGCGUCCGUCCAAGAGAUCAGCAGCACGGGCUCCUGCGGCGAGACGGCCACCAGCAACACCACGUGUCUGGGGAGCGCGUACGGCGACUGCUGCUCGGGGCUGGGGUACUGCGGCGGGAAUAGUAGUUAUUGUGGGGUGGGGUGUCAGUCGUUGUAUGGGAGUUGCAGGAUCAGCAGCGGGGCGUCGACGACGGGGGGUACGGCGACGACGACGACGAGGACCAGCACGGGGAUCGGGGCAACGGGCACAGCCACGCAAGCGAUCUCCACGGACGGAUCCUGCAGCAAGGCAGUCACCUGUCUCGGGAGUGAAUGGGGCGACUGCUGCUCCGGCCAUGGCUGGUGCGGUGGGAAUGCCAGUUACUGUGGGGUCGGCUGUCAGCCGGAGUUUGGGCGGUGUAGUACGGCCCAGGUAGAAGGGCUGGGGAAAGGCGCCAUCGCGGGAAUCAGUGUCGGUGCGGCGGUGGGGGUUUUGCUGGUCGUGCUGGGGUUGGGGGCUUGGUUCUGCAGGCGCAGGAAGACGGGGAGGAGGUAUACGGCUGUGGUGCCGGGUAAGGGGGUUGCGGAUGGGGAUGGGGAUGGGGAUGGGAGUUCUCUGGGUCUGGGGCUGGGGCAGGGGCAGGGCCCCGUGGAGAUGGCGGCUGCGACUCCUGGACCAGGUGGACCACCGUUUGCGGUCGAGAUCGGGCAGUCGAGGAAAGUGCCGGUGGAGAUUGGGCAGGCGGAUGUGACUUAUACGAAUGAGUUGGAGGGGCGGGGGAGAGGUGCGGUGGGGAUGCCGGUGGAGUUGCCAGCGGAGCAUCGGCUUCGGUGAUACUGCUGUUGGGCUUAUAGGCUCACAUUAGCUGUACAGUAUAGGUUUUAUGCUGGGUGAGGCGGGGCUGUCUAUAAUCUGCGGACUGGGAUUCGUGUCAUGCCCUGAGC
Molecule: messenger RNA, 1224 nt
Organism: Aspergillus japonicus CBS 114.51
Lineage: Eukaryota; Fungi; Ascomycota; Eurotiomycetes; Eurotiales; Aspergillaceae
Exons: 2
Coding region: 137-1114 (325 amino acids)
Molecular function (GO): chitin binding
Source: RefSeq, a predicted model, not a curated record